GACAUGAACCUGGGGCGUUUGGAGACCCUGACAGAGGGUUGCACCACAGCGGAAGUGCUGGGAACCAGGAACCACAGGAGGCACGGCGCAUGAUCUGGCGGAGAGCCGCCUGCAAACUAACACCUACUAACACAGCCCUGAUACUACACACACACUCAGGCUAACAUGGGAGCGUCUGAGAGCGUCGAGAUACCAGGUGGAGGAACUGAAGGCUACCACGUCCUCAGGGUGCAAGAGAAUUCCCCUGGUCACCGGGCAGGACUGGAGCCAUUCUUUGAUUUCAUCAUUUCCAUUUCUGACACUAGACUGAACAAGGACAAUGACACCCUGAAAGAGUUGCUGAAGAUGAACGUGGAGAGGCCCAUCAAGAUGCUGCUGUACAGUAGCAAGACGCUGGCAGUAAGGGAGACAACGGUCACGCCCAGCAACAUGUGGGGCGGCCAGGGGCUUCUGGGAGUCAGCAUUCGCUUCUGCAGCUUUGAAGGAGCAAAUGAGAAUGUCUGGCAUGUCUUGGAAGUGGAGCCCAACUCUCCUGCAGCCCUGGCUGGUUUGAGGGCCCACGCUGACUACAUUAUAGGAGCUGACACGGUCAUGAAUGAGAGUGAAGAUCUGUUCUCCGUCAUUGAAUCCCACGAAGGGAAAGAUCUGAAGCUGUACGUUUACAACACAGAUACAGACAACUGCCGUGAGGUGAUCAUCACUCCAAACUGUGACUGGGGUGGAGAGGGCAGUCUAGGCUGUGGAAUUGGUUAUGGCUACCUGCACAGGAUACCUACACUGCCAUUUGAAGAGGGCAAGAAGAUCAGUUUCCCUGCACAGACUCCCAGUGAACCAGCUCCUCCACAAAAAGAUGGCUUCACAGAGGUCCAUCUCUCUGCUGUCAUUCCAACCGUUCCAGUUGUUGUGUCGUCUUCUGCAUCGAUUGGAUUAGAGCAGUCUCUUGCUGGCUUGUCAGUGAGCUCUAACCCAACCACUGUCGUUAGCAAUCUUCAAACAGGAGCUACUACUGUCCCACUGCCCAGCCAAGUCCCCUCCACACAAAGCGUCCCCCUGUCUGUCAAUCCUGCUGCCACACUGCCAGGUUUAAUGCCCUUUCCUGGAGGUUUUCCACCCUUUCUCAAUUUACACAAUCUAAAUAUCACCUUGCCACCUGGAGUUGGUAGAUUACAUCAUGCAGGUCUUCCACCUCUCACCCUGCCAGCUGUGGUCCCCGGUGUAACUGUGCCUCCGUCUGACUUUAUUCUUCCUCCAAUCACUGCUAAUACAGCUUCCUCCUCCCAUAUCCAACUCAACAGUUCACUGACCAAAACCCCCGUACCGUCAGCAGUGACUGCCUGUGAAUCAAUAAAUAUCACAAUGACUGCAGACUCAUCUUAGCAGAGAGCCCCAUUUAAGGUUGUCAGCCUGCUCUUAAGUCUGAACACAGUAUAGCUAGUUUAUUAGCUGCACCACUCAGUUGACAAAUUGCUCCUACACAUAGUUAGGAUUGCUGUACGAGCUUGAGUAUCUAGAGGACACUGGAACUACAUUGCUCGCAUGCAGCAAAACUCAAGUUUUCCCGUGAGUGUGUCUGCCAGUCAGGAGCAGUUUGUUGAUGGCAGUGAAAGGAAAAUUACAUCACACCUUUCAGCAGAGUUCAAAUAUACACUGUUGCAGAACAUUUUUAAAUAGGUCACAACUCAAUCAUAAUAAUAGGGUGUUAACACAAACUAUGUGGGCUUUUAGAGCUUGGCUCAAAAGCGAAGUGUAAAAUAUGUGAGAAACCGGUUGCUUUUAAGUGUGCAAGUCACCAUAUUUUUACAUUUUUUUUGGGGGGGGGUCAAACUACCAUAGAUUCCCCGAAGGGUACUGGUGGAAAAUUUCUUUUUGGGAAGUACUUGUUACCUCGCAAUAUUGUUUUUGCAUUCCUCCGAUCCA
Molecule: messenger RNA, 1917 nt
Organism: Micropterus dolomieu (smallmouth bass)
Lineage: Eukaryota; Metazoa; Chordata; Actinopteri; Centrarchiformes; Centrarchidae
Product: Golgi reassembly-stacking protein 2-like
Exons: 10
Coding region: 166-1377 (403 amino acids)
Biological process (GO): Golgi organization
Cellular component (GO): Golgi apparatus
Molecular function (GO): protein binding
Source: RefSeq, a predicted model, not a curated record